Molecule: messenger RNA, 988 nt
Organism: Aspergillus wentii DTO 134E9
Lineage: Eukaryota; Fungi; Ascomycota; Eurotiomycetes; Eurotiales; Aspergillaceae
Product: cytochrome b5 reductase family protein
Exons: 1
Coding region: 16-939 (307 amino acids)
Cellular component (GO): endoplasmic reticulum
Molecular function (GO): oxidoreductase activity
Source: RefSeq, a predicted model, not a curated record
CAUUCCUCUAUCUCGAUGAACAACCUCAAUAUUAAUUCCACGUUCUGGUCAGGCUUUACCGUCGCCAGUGCCGCCCAAAUCUCCCUCACCGUCGGUGUGGCCAUGUGGAUUUCUACCAAACUCGACGUCCAGCAGGAGUUCACCCACUAUACUUCCCAUCGCCCCUGCAGCUCAUCUCGUCUAAUGCCAUUACCAAAGGGGGCAGUCGAAAAGAAACAGCCAGAUAUCCUGAAUCCUGCCAGGUGGAAACCGUUCGUGUUGACCGCCAAACAGUCUCUCUCCUCGAACGUCUACAAACUCGUCUUUGGCCUCCCUCGCCCAGACGAUCUCUUGAACCUCCCCAUCGGACAACAUAUUUCCCUUCGAGCCAAAGUCAACGGCAAAGAUGUCAUGAGAUCAUACACUCCAGUCUCGAAUCACACGGACCCGGGGCGAGUUGAGCUCCUGGUCAAGGUCUAUCCGAAUGGUCUUUUGACGAGAUACCUCGAGGAUAUGACCGUAGGACAGAGCAUUGAUGUUCGUGGCCCUAAAGGCGCCAUGCGCUAUUCUCGACAAUACGCAGGAUUCAUCGGGAUGGUUGCAGGAGGAACAGGAAUCACGCCCAUGUAUCAACUCAUCCGCGCCAUCUGUGAGGAUGAAGAGGAUACAACAAGAGUGUCGCUCCUGUACGCCAACAAUACAGAAGGAGAUAUUCUGCUACGGAAGGAGCUGGAUGGUUUUGCCAGACAGUUUGCCAACAAAUUCCAGGUCAAGUAUGUUUUGUCAACCCCGGAAAAAGUGGAUUGGGAUGGAUAUAGGGGGUACGUGAAUGGGGAAAUGAUCGGCAAGCAUUUGAAAGAGGUGGGAAGGGCGGACAGAAAGAUGAUGCUGUGUGGGCCACCGCCGAUGGUGAAUGCGAUGAAGAAACUGUUAGAUGGUGAGGAUAUUUUUGUAUUCUGAUUUCAUUUACCAGUGCAUAGCGAUAGAGAUAGAUAAAAUAGAUUUGUGC